AUGUAUCCUAUCGCUAAGCACAUUAUAAUCACCGCCGCCAUCGCCAUCGCCAUGGCUAUCAUCCGCAACCCCUCGCCGAUUGCACUUUCCACGAGGGAAAAAGCGCAGUGCAUUUCCCUGGAGUUUGAGAACUGCAGCGACAAUCAGAAGACAGUCGUUCAGAACGCCUUCAACCAGGCUAUCUCGAUGGCAAGUAUAUCACGAAACAUCGAUUUCGACUCAGACCCAGCCGCGAAAGACUUCUUCGGCCCUAGCUCGCUAAACCAGAAGUACCAAGGCCAAAUCAACUCUAUCUUUGACCGUAUUGCGACCUUUCGGAUAGGCUGUACUCCGGGAGUGCGAGUCGGUGUGGAAUGUGUCGACUGUUCCAGAAAUAGCAGCGAAACAAUUGCCUAUGUUAGGAAUAUUCAGCUUCCCGGACCGUAUCACGACGGAAACCGUCUAUCAAAGACCUCUCCGAUAAUCAAGUUCUGCAAGAGGUUUUUCCGCGAUUACAAGAGUCCUGAGGCCAGAGUGAAGGAGAUAUUUGACUUUGGAAGAGAGGACUGGAAACCUGACCUCCGCAGCUAUACAAAUCAAGCCAGCCUUGUUCUACACGAGAUCAUGCAUGCCGACGCCCUCGUUUCCGCGCAAAAUGGAAAUCGCCGGAUUUAUGAUAUUGAAAUCAAGGUAGAGAACGGUUCUGGGGAGUAUUUGGGGGUAUAUGGAGCAGAAAAGUGUAAAACCCUUGCGCGAACUGUUCCCGAACGCCGGAAUGCGAAGAUAUCUCUUAUUAGAGACGGUAUUACCUCAAAUGCGGACACCUAUGCACAAUUCGCGCUCGCAAAGUACGUCCAGAAGAAGCUGAACGGCCAGUAA
This is a messenger RNA of Aspergillus versicolor CBS 583.65, 858 nucleotides long. RefSeq lists its product as uncharacterized. The record is from RefSeq and is a predicted model, not a curated record. Gene Ontology annotation, molecular function: metallopeptidase activity. Lineage: Eukaryota; Fungi; Ascomycota; Eurotiomycetes; Eurotiales; Aspergillaceae. The transcript has 3 exons. Bases 1 to 858 code for a protein of 285 amino acids.